AUGACGACACGCAGAGCCACAGCUAUCAAAGACUUAGAAGACAAGCUGAGAGCCACCCUGAAGGAUCUGGAGUCCUCCAAAAAACUUUGCAACCAGCUGCUGCAGGAGAGGGAAGACAGCGAGGUGGAAGUUAAGAACGUUGUUGACAAAAACACUGUUUUGAAGAAUGACCUGGCUGAGCUGCAUAUCCAGCACAUGGACCUCCUCGACCAACACAACCACCUUCAGCAAACGGUGUCAUCAUUACAUGAAUGCAGUGAAACGCACCAUCUUACAUUGAAGCGUAUAACUGAUUUAGAGCUGGAGUUAUGUGAGGCCUACAAGACAAUAUCUUUGUACGAGUCUGCCAAAGCUAGGGAUCAGACAUCCGAGACCCUCAACCUGUUCACUGAGUUGUGCAGAGCUACCUAUGACCUGGACAUACAGCAGUUACACGACCAGCUAACCGUCAAAGAAAAAUUGCUUUCAUACAUCUUCAGUAAAUAUGAGGAUUGUCAAAAGGAACUAAGUGCCCGCUUGCAGCAGGCCGGUGAGCUAGUGGACCUGGUGAAAUAUAGUGCAGAGAAGUAUGAAGCAUUGGUAAACAAUCUCUCCUCCAACUGUACACAACCUGACACACUGCCUGAACCCCGGCUUGCAGCUAAUCUGCCAGAACCCCCUCAGUCCGUUGAGGGCUCCUCUAACAUCAAGCAAUUUAAUUCAAUUUUAUUCACAGACAGGUUUGGUAAAGAAGAUGUGCAAGAAGUAGCGAGCACAGGUAGUUCUAAAUACGCCACACUACAGCGCGGCGACGCUGACGGAGUGUCCUCCGCGUGUCGCGCCGAGCACUCUCCACCGGCACCCCGCCCCGCGCCCCCCGCCCCUCGCACCCUCUACCCGGUGCUUAGCAUUUGUAAUAGGCGAUGGUCACAAGCUCAACCUGUGUCCGGUGGCUCAGUAAGCGUGCGUUGUGUUGCAGGUCCGCCCGGGCCGCCCGGCAAGCGCGGCAAGAAGGGCAAGAAGGGCGACCCCGGAGAGCCCGGACCGCCGGGGUUAACGGGAGCUCCUGGGAAGAAUGGAUUCCCGGGUAGCAAGGGCGAGAAGGGCGAGCGAGGCUUCAUGGGGCCCAUCGGAUUGGAUGGACCUAAGGGAGACCCGGGCCGGCCCGGGGACAAGGGCCACAAGGGCGAGCACGGCAGCCCCGGCUUCGACGUCUUCUCCGCCGUCAAGGGCGUGAAAAGAUCCGUGGACAGUUUUAAGAUAAGUCCGUACACGAGCGCCGAGAUCAUAGCCGUCAAGGGGCUGCAGGCGGCCGGACACAACAUCUCCGCGCACACCGUCAUACAGCUGAAGGGCGAGCCUGGUGAGCCAGGGCCACCAGGCGCCCCGGGGCCACAGGGCGCUGAGGGGUUGCCGGGACACGAGGGACGAGCGGGCCCGCCCGGGCCCACGGGCCCUCCGGGACCUGUUGGGCCAGUGGGCCCCCCCGGCUUGGUGGGCCCACCCGGCUCACUCGGCCCCGCCGGACUCAAGGGCGAUAAAGGCGACAAGGGCGAGCGCGGCUUCACGACGACGCUGAAGGGCGACGCGUUCCCGACCGGCAUCAUCGAGGGCCCCCCCGGGCCCCCCGGGCCCCCUGGUCGCGGCGGCGAGGCGGGGCCGCGCGGGCCGCCCGGCGCCGACGGCGCGCCCGGCCUGCCCGGCGUGCAGGGCCCGCCCGGCAAGCCGGGCGAGAUGGGCCCCAAGGGCUCCAAGGGCGAGUACGGCGACAUGGGCUCGCCCGGCAUGCUGGGAGCGCCGGGCCUGCCUGGCCCGCCCGGCUACCCGGGCCUCAAAGGAGAGAAGGGGGACAAAGGCGACUCGAAGUACAGGAAGCUGAGGAGACGCCAGGGCGAUGGCACCGGCUACGAGCUGUACGGACAUGAAGUUAUGAUGGGCCCCCCGGGCGCGCCGGGCCCCGCCGGGCCGCCGGGCGUGGCGGGCCCCCCCGGCAUCAAGGGCGACAAGGGCGAGCCGGGCGCGCGCGGCAAAGCGGGUGAAAAGGGAGAAAAAGGUGAUGCUGGUCCGAUGGGGUUACCGGGUCCAGUAGGACUGCCGGGGGAGCCGGGCCGGACCGGCGACUCGGGACCUAGAGGGCCGCCCGGACUCGACGGCAUGAAGGGCGCGCAAGGCGAGCCGGGCUCCAAGGGCGAGCGCGGCGACCCCGGACUGCCAGGAACGGACGGCAUUCCCGGACAAGAGGGUCCCAAAGGUGACAAGGGCUACAAAGGAGAACCCGGUCCGGUCGGCAAGCGCGGGCGCAAGGGCGACAAGGGCGACAAGGGCGAGCAGGGCGUGCCCGGGCUGGACGCGCCGUGCCCGCUCGGGCCCGACGGCCUGCCGCUGCCCGGCUGCGGCUGGAGACCCACCAAGGAGGCGCCGGCGGUGGCGCGCGAGGAGGCGGCGCGCGCGCCCGACGACUCGGAGGAGGAGGAGGGCGCGGAGGGCGGCGACGAGUACGACCGCGACGACGAGCUGGACGCGCCGCGCGACUACGACGACUACACCGACAACGCGCACCACUCGCACCACCACGACUGACCCGCGCCGCCUCAUGAUCUCAACCUCACCCGACCUCAGCUGUGCUCCGGCUUGUGCCAAAUACGUCAUCAAUGCCAUAUCAUUUCAUGUCUUAUUUUGUACAAGUCUUGCCAGAUUAUUGUAUAAACCAUUUCAUGCAUCUCCUCUCUCUCCUUUGUCCAAUCACUGUUCUCCCUAUCCACCCCUUCCUCAGAUGAGUGAACAGACUAACACUACUAAUUAAUUGAAGCAUUGGUGGUGGCUUACCUGGGUGACCUCGUGAGGCCGUGCUGCAGUGGGUGCGGCGCCGCCUCGACGUCGACAACGACCUGCCGCCGCUGUGAGCCGCCGCCGCGCCGCGCCUCGCGCGCGUCUCGCGCAACACAACUAUUCAUAUUUAUAAGCCCUUGUGAUUUUGCCUAUUUCACGGUUGUCAUCCGGAUAUUCUUAAAUAUUUUGUUGAUAAUUAUUUCGCAGCCGAUUAGUUAAAAUAGUCGUCCUAUCAAGCAGCUAGCUGUUUGAUUGAACGGUUAUAUCAACCAGCUGGCUGUGACUCUUAUAGAGAAUGUCCCAAAAGCCAACGAUAGCCUGGUACUGCACGAAAGGCCAAACUAUAUCUGAAAAAAUAUUUUUUAAGUAGUGAAAUUACUCGGGUAAAUUACAUACGAAUCUACAUUAAUUUAUGGUGGAAUGGCAUUAUUUAUUUAUUUUAUUUAUUCCUUUAUUUCAGGCAACUAAGGCCCAUAAAAAAUUCAAUACAAAAAUAUAAAAAAUACUUAUAAACUAAUACAUAUGCUUACUUAUAACAAUAAAUAC
Helicoverpa zea (corn earworm) is the source of this 3354-nucleotide messenger RNA. Its product is annotated as collagen alpha chain CG42342-like. Lineage: Eukaryota; Metazoa; Arthropoda; Insecta; Lepidoptera; Noctuidae. The transcript has 27 exons. Bases 1 to 2559 code for a protein of 852 amino acids. The record is from RefSeq and is a predicted model, not a curated record.